Messenger RNA from Hyla sarda, 1553 nucleotides. Its product is annotated as trafficking protein particle complex subunit 6b-like. Gene Ontology annotation, biological process: regulation of GTPase activity; endoplasmic reticulum to Golgi vesicle-mediated transport. Gene Ontology annotation, cellular component: cis-Golgi network; trans-Golgi network; TRAPP complex. The transcript has 6 exons. Bases 370 to 846 code for a protein of 158 amino acids. The record is from RefSeq and is a predicted model, not a curated record. Lineage: Eukaryota; Metazoa; Chordata; Amphibia; Anura; Hylidae.
AAUCAGCUGACAGGGACGUCAGCGCAGCACCGGAAGUGGGGCAGAGGGGAGAAAAAAAAUCAGCUGACAGGGACGUCAGCGCAGCACCGGAAGUGGGGCUUGUUGUGUAACACGGAAGUAGUGAAUUACUGUGAAUCCCUUUGCGAAGCUUGUCGUCGUUAUCCGUCAUAAACACUGACGGGGAUGUAGUCGGGAAAUGAAGCUGUGCUUAUGAUUUUUGGAGAGUUUGUUUGCUAAAAAAAAAAAAAAAAGAAAUUGUGCCUACUUUGUGCCAUAUGUUACAGUAAUGGUGAUGUGGUGUCAUAGCCCAGGACUGAGGAGAUAAGAAGCUGCACCAGAAGAGGCAGUGACCGCGAAGACAGGACGACGAUGGCGGAUGAGACGUUAUUCGCGUUGUUACAUAUGGAGAUGAUCUCUCAUGCUCAUAAGAGCGCCGUGCAGGAUGAUGAGGAUCAAGGAAAACAUAUACGGAUCUUGGAAGGAAUGGGUUUCCGCGUGGGUCAAGGACUAAUUGAAAGACUGACAAAGGACAGCCCAUCUUUCAAGGAUGACCUGGAUACUGUUAAAUUUAUUUGUAAAGAUUUUUGGACCAUCGUAUUUAAGAAGCAGAUUGAUAACCUGAGAACAAACCAUCAGGGUACAUAUGUUUUACAAGACAACAGAUUUCUGCUGCUGACUCAGAUUUCCUGCAGUAAACAAUAUCUAGAGGAAGCACCAAAGUUUCUGGCUUACACCUGUGGACUCAUCAAAGGUGCGCUCUCAAAUUUAGGAGUCAGUUGCACUGUCUCUGCUGAGGUUCCAGUGAUGCCUACGUGUAAAUUUCAAGUAGUCGUUUCUAAAAACUAAAGAAAUAACAUCUGGAACUCUUAUGAAGUCAGGAAUCGUGUUUAAUGCUAAACACAAAGUAUUGAAGAAACCAGCAAUAUUAGCUAUGCAACAUGUUUUACAAAUUGCAAAUAUGCUGUUACAACAUGUAGCCUUUCCUUAUACCGUACCACAUGGUAAAUCUUACAAAUUGCACUUUGUUGCCCAUUUUUCAUGAAUCCACAGUAAAUGUUCUUGUUACCCAUCACCCGUUCUGUGGAAUAAUGCUUUGUUAACUUAGGCUGCAUUCACACCACGUUUUUGCUAUACAGUUCCGGUAUCAGGUUUUUGAUGAAAAACUGAUUCCUCAAAACCUGACUAAACUGUAUGAAAACGUGUGUACAAAUUUUAAUCCGUAUACAGUUAAAAACCGUAUACGGUUUAAAAAAUGAUGUCCGGUUGCAUCCAUUUUUAAGAAAAAAAAAAGCAUACGUUUUUAACUUUUCACUCCAUUAUGAAUAAAGUUUCACUUGUUUGAUUGAAAUUCCAAGAAACAAACUGUGCAAAGUCAAAAACCAUAUGGUGAAAACGGGAUGGAACCGUACGCACAUACAGUUCUGUACGGUUCCCAUUGACUCCUAUGUUAACAAAAAAAAAAGUAUACGGUUUAAGGCUGGGUUUUUCAAUCCGUUUUUCUAAAGAAAACCAUAUGGCAAAAAAACGGAUGGAACAGUAUGGAAAAAAGUAAA